AUGAAGAGAUUGUUAGCAGACGCUGGUUUUAAAUCAGCGCUAUACUGUAUUAAGUAAUUGGAUCGAUUCUGCAAGAGCCUUAAACUUGAGAAAAGUAUGGAGCGGGGAUGGUACAGUCAGGGAUUGACACUUUAUCUUGGUUUCCUUGCCAUCUUGUCGCUAGUUACAACUCAACCUUGUCCACAGGAAGACAACUUAAAUAGGAACCCAGAUUGCGUUGACGGUGAUUGCAAUGCAGAUGUGUCGCCCCUUUACAGAGAUUGCGGUGAGAACACGGAGUGUUACAUUGCGCAGUUCAUGCUAUUUGUCAGAAAUCACUGCAUAUGUGAAGAUGGAUUUGAAUUCACCCCCUCUGAUCAGAAGACAGACUGUUUUGAUGGUGAUUGCCAAAUGGAUGAGUCGUCCUUUUAUGGAGAUUGUGGUGAGGACGUACAGUGUCACAUUGCACAGUUCAAGCUAUUUUCCAGAAAUCACUGUAUGUGUAAAACAGGAUUUAUGCCCACUGCCGAUGAAACAACCUCUGAUCAGAAGACAGACUGUUUCGACAUUAAUGACCAUGUUGACAAGAAUAGUGAUGAAUUAAGUGGACCGAAUGGAACUUGUCUUAACACAGCAGGAAGUUACAACUGCUCCAGGAACCAAGCAUUCGAAACUGCAGGAGUGACUGAUUCCUUUAAUUUAACUAAAGAUCAGCAUCAAGCUCCUGUAGCGUCUCCUAAGCUUCCCACUGACCCUAAUGGCUACAAUGUCUCUGCUGUUGGAGCCACUGGAAUUGACCCCAGCUUGUCAACAGCAUCAGAGCAGCCAUUCUCGCCUGUGGAAUUAUUUUGUUCUCGGAUGACUAACACCAGCAGGUUGUUUGGUGAAUUGUGCCAGAACCCUGCCAAUGGAUCAUUAAUUGAGGAUAUCACUUCUCUCACAACAAUGCUGUUUGCAGAGGAUUCCCUAUUGAAGGCUAAAGCACAGGAGGAGCGGCUAAACUCAGCAUCUCAGGUUCUGCAGGACGUGGAGAGAGCUGCUAUCAUACUCGCCCUGAACUCAAAGGGUCAAGAACUGAAAGACAUCACUAACAAGGCAAUGGACCUUCAGCUGCGAGUUAUUGACAUGAGCAGCAUGGAUAAUAAAAUGAGCCUGGAAGCCAAAGGCAAUAUGAUAGACAUCUCCUGGAAACCAGCCACCAGCUCCGAAAUUACUGGCUCUGUUGCGGUUGCUUUCAUCGUGUAUCACAACAUGGGUUCCAUCCUUCGCGGAGCAUCUUACAAAAACAAGGAAACCAGCCAGAAAUAUGAAGAUGUCCAGCUACAGUCCAGAGUCAUUUCAGCAGCUGUGGGAUCCUCAGGCAACUACAAACUAUCUGUCGCUGUCAGCUUCAGUCUAAAACAUGAAGAGGAUACCUCAGUUGGUCGGAGGAGGCUAUGUGCUUACUGGAUGCACACUACAAAUGGAGGCCAUUGGUCCCCAAGUGGCUGUGAAUUGGUGGGCUCCAAUGACACACAUACCACAUGUCAAUGUGAUCACUUGUCCAGUUUUGCCAUUUUGAUGGCCUUUAGUGAGGAGUUACAGGAAUACUCUAUUAAGCCACUGACUGUAAUCACGUUCAUUGGAAUCCUGAUAUCUCUGGCGUGCCUUGCACUGGCUAUUGGCACCUUUGUCUUCUGCUCGCAGGCUCAGAAUGCUGUAACGGCCACUCACACACAACUCUGCAUAAGUCUCUUCCUGGCAGAGCUGCUCUUCAUAAUGGGCAUUGACAAAACCGGAAACCAGAAGCUGUGUGGUAUCGUAGCGGGAUGUCUGCAUUAUUUGUUCCUUACAGCAUUUGCUUGGAUGAGCUUGGAGACAUUGCAGCUUCACCUCAUGGUCAGGAACUUGAAGAACAUGAGGGUAUUCCAUUCCAGUAACAUUGGGAGGUAUAUCUACCCAUUGGGGUAUGGGCCUCCUGCACUGAUCGUGGCAAUUUCUGCAGCCACCUGCCCCAAUGGAUACGGUUCACACAGAAACUGCUGGUUAUUGGUGGAGAAUGGGUUUAUCUGGAGCUUCUUGGGACCAGUCUAUUUGAUCAUUUUGAUGAAUACGUUCCUGUUCACCAUAACUAUCUGCAUAUUGAAUGAAGAACUUUCGAAUCGUGAUGUGAAUGUCUCAAAAAUUAAGGACACCAGGAUGCUGACAUUUAAAGCCAUUGGACAGAUUUUUAUCCUGGGCUGUACUUGGAUUCUCGGCUUGUUUCAUUUUCAGGAGGAAACAAUCGUGAUGGCCUAUUUAUUUACAAUUGUCAACAGUUUUCAAGGCACCUUCAUCUUCAUCAUCCUUUGUGUGUUAAAUCCCAAGAUAAGGGCUGAAUACAGCAAGUGGAUUACCUGCAUCUGCAAGACCAGAAAGAGCUUAUUUGAAUCGGAAUCUGUGAAAGUGCCAUUGUCAGCUACAUCGGAAAUAGUGUGACCGGAUGUGUUUGUGAACUUUGCAAAGAGCGAACAGACUCUUUCUGGACAAAUAUCUGAUCUGGACUGGAUGUUAAAUGAAGAAUGUGUGGACAUGUUACGUUCGAAAAAUGCCAUUAUAUCUCCGAUAUUCAAUCAAUUGGAAUGGCAACCAUGGAUUAAGCAUUGCCCUACUACAAACAGCUGGUUCUGGGAGAUGUGACAUGUCUUAUAUAGUAAAGUAAAAUACUAAUAAUAACAUUACGAUUUGGUUGUGUAAGCAACCCACUGUUGAAAGUUUAUUUGAUGGUUAGUUAAUUGUAUUAGUUCUGCUCAUUAAAGAAUAAAGAGGUCAUGUGUAAAAUGGAAUGACACUGUGGCAACCCACUGCAAUCCAAGUGCCUUGUUUAAGAAAAGGAAUUGAAGUAUUUUGUGGUUACCAACAUCAUUUGUCAUCCACCAGACUGUUGCUGUUAGCCCCUUUUAUGCUUUGCUCUGUGUUUAAAAUUCCUUGGCCAGUUAUAAUCUAUUGUUCUAUUCAUUAGAGAGUGUGGACAUCCACCAUUCUCUGAUGUCUGAGCCCAUGAGUGCACAUUUAGAUGUGAGAGUUUAACUGUUUGAAAUGGUUUCUUAAAUACAAAUUUAAA
Messenger RNA from Hemiscyllium ocellatum (epaulette shark), 3061 nucleotides. RefSeq names its product adhesion G protein-coupled receptor E3-like. Gene Ontology annotation, biological process: adenylate cyclase-activating G protein-coupled receptor signaling pathway; cell surface receptor signaling pathway. The record is from RefSeq and is a predicted model, not a curated record. Lineage: Eukaryota; Metazoa; Chordata; Chondrichthyes; Orectolobiformes; Hemiscylliidae. Bases 97 to 2436 code for a protein of 779 amino acids. Gene Ontology annotation, molecular function: G protein-coupled receptor activity. The transcript has 18 exons. Gene Ontology annotation, cellular component: membrane.